Messenger RNA from Ornithodoros turicata, 8081 nucleotides. Its product is annotated as WD repeat and coiled-coil-containing protein-like. Gene Ontology annotation, molecular function: kinase binding. The record is from RefSeq and is a predicted model, not a curated record. The coding region runs from base 115 to 2187 and encodes 690 amino acids. NCBI's taxonomy places the organism in Eukaryota, Metazoa, Arthropoda, Arachnida, Ixodida, Argasidae. The transcript is spliced from 11 exons.
CUGGAGAUAAGCAUCCCAGUGGGACUGCGGACUGCGGUCCUUCCGGAUUUAGAGUUUUUUAAUCCGUUUGAUUCUACUAUGUUUUCAAGAGGAAUGUGACCUUUGUGUUGCACGAUGGAGUUGUCGCGCUGUAGGAUCAGACGAACUGGAUGCAAUGCGCUCAAAAGCUGUUUUUAUUGCACAGUGGGACUUAUUUGGGCAGAUGGGGAUUGUGUGUUCAUCACUCCGUUGCAACCACCAAAGAAUUCAACCACUAGUCAUCAUCAAGUCCAUUUUUGCCGCCAUCAAGUGCUGGGAUUAUUCAGGACGGUGCACGGCCUAUGCUAUAGCAGUCCUAAGAAAUGGCCCCCCUUCAUCAGCGUGAUUGCCGAGAGAGUGGAUGACGGCUCCUUAGAGCUUUCCAUCUGGCGCAUGAACACUGCUGUGCAGUGUGUCUCCUUCUCUAAGUGGUGCGUUCUCUCUCUGCCGCAGUUACCAGUGCUGCAGGGGUGCCUCUGGCAUCCGGAGAAGGAUGUCUUUUGUUUGGUGUUCAAGGACUCUGCCCGAAUCUAUGUUAUAAAUGAAGACAACUCUGAGCUACAAGAGGUCAAGGCCAUCACCCCAUUUGCUGGGUCAAGAUUUGUUUGUGGAACCUGGAGCAAGAAUGGUAAAAGGCUUAUUUUAGCCACAGAAUCCACACUUAUGUUUUAUAACAUCCCGUGUUCUGACAUCGAGCAAACAGAAAUGGAGGUGAUCCUCGGCCUUGAAAGGGUGUGUUGUAUUGAAAGCCUAGAAGGUGAUCGCUUCGUUUGUACUGUGGAGCUUCCUCUGGAUAGCAUGGUGGUACGCAGCCGUUCUGAGCGCUACCUUCUUGACCAGACCAGGGGCCCGCUAGAGACCUUGCUCAACAUUCACGCUGCCACUGAGGGCCCAUUGGAAGGCAGUUCUCAGUUGUUUCUGCUCCAGUGGAACCCUGAUACCGACAAACCGGAGGUCCGAAGUUGGGAUGAGCUUUAUGGAAUUCUCUCUCCAGACCUCUUGGCUGUUGAGCCGUCAUCGAGUCUUAUUGUUGUUGGGAGCAAUAGCUGCCAUACCUUGUAUGUGUAUGGAAUAGUUGACGAACAGCUGGAGAAGCUACAUGACAUAAACCUUCCAAAGGAGGAACGUCCCAAAGGGGUGACAAUUCACAACCAAGAAGCCCUUCUGAUGCUGGCUAAGCUCCCUGAAGAAGAGCGUCAGGUGCUGUCAUUGCCACGCUCAGAGUUUGUGGAGUAUGAGGUGGUGCUGCAAAGCAUUCCACUGUCGGGCAGCGCUCAGCCACAGGGUUCCUGCACACUGCAGACAUUACUAGGACAAGCUGCAAAAUCGUCCAUUUCCCUGGAUAGUGCCGUCUCCGACCCAAUCAAUAGGGCCCUACCACCCAGGUAUGGCAGGUCAAGUGGUGUUGCUGCCCCAACAACAGCAGCUGCAUCUACAGCCAGUUCCAGUCACAUGCUCAACAUGGCGGAGCUGGGACGCAACAGCGGUGAAGCUGCAGCCACAAUGACCUGGCCACGAGGUCUGCUGGGAGACCUCAAGAGCCACCUGCAAUCGGCCUCCCAGAGACCGCCGUCGCACGCGUCUGCCACCAGUGAGAGCCACCUAGCCUCUCGUCACCAAGAGCCUCCACCACUAGUGGAAGACCUGACCAGUCUUCUCCACUUCCACGAAGCGGGACGUUCAGACCAUCGCGGAGAUUCUGUCCCGGCCAAUGACCUACUCGACCUAUCCAGCCUGCUCUCGGGCGGAGCCCUCUCAUCCUCCGAGCUGCUCGUCGGCAGGAAUUUCGAAGAGCUAGACGGGGAGGCCGUGCUGGGCCGUGGUGGGUUUCACGAGGAGUUUUUCAAGAAAUCGCGAGAGGACAACGCGAGUCGACAUAAGGACGUCACCGGUAUGCCUCACGCUCCCGUGGCAGGAGGAGCACACACCCUCCCGAGAGCUGCCGAGCACAGAACGGGCUCCGAGGGUCCCGCACUGCCUACACUGGGCUCGGUAGCCUCACGACUGGCAGGGCUCGAGGGCUGUGUGGCCACGCUCGGCCGCAGCCAGAGUCGGGAGUUGCAGGAGAUCAAGAAUGAGCUGUCAGCUAUCCGGCGACUGCUCAUCUCGGUGCUGUUCCAUGUGCUGCCAGAGGAGGCGAGGUCUGACGCGGUGGCCAAGUACACAUGACUCUCUGUGGGCAGAGCAGAUCGCAAAGCGAGGGUUGCCCAAGCUGCAGGCCGUGCGGGCAUCACGGACAGCAGCGCCUCCUAGGGGAGGAAAGGGGAUCCAAGACGUCUGGAUGUGGGAGAAGCCUGUGCGUUGCAUCCUUUCUCAACGGUGUGAAAUUUUAGCUGCCACUAACGGGAUUCAGUGGGUACUGGACAGGGCUAUGUUGUACAGUGGUGGAUUAUAGAAUUUUUUUUUCUUUUUCCGCUCACUUCGCUAAUAUUGUUGACGCAAAAAUAAUUGCAGCAAUGCUGGCUCGACAUAUGAGGCUCUGGCAUCGUCCUCGUAGCAAAUAUUGUUUCUAGUAUUGCUAAGGGACUUGUUUGUAUUGACAUGCUGACAAGCAAGAUGCAUGCUGCCUGUAAUCAGCAGCAAUAGUGUAUGCCUGAGGGCUACAAAUUUUCCAAGGACCAUAUAUAUUAGAAUGAAUGUAGUGGUGAAUUUGCGAAUGAAGCGUACGGUCGGUACAGUGCAAGUUUCUCCCACAUUUGUACACAGUUGGAACCAACCCUCCAAAAAACGAGGCUGUCUUAUCGUGGCCAACUCAGUGCGAAUUGAAAGGUGCGAAAGAGUGCCAAGCUCAUUUGCCUGUCAGGGAACCUCCUUCUCAUUCCUUGUCAGGGGCACAAAGUGUGGAACUUAUAGGCAGUGAAUCCCCGUAAAGAGACAUAAUUUAUUUCCCUGGUAAUUUAUUUUUGUUGUUGCCGAAUAUUAUAUUGUUUGAAUUUUAAAGAUCUGCGCUUUGCUGUAGUUCAUGUCAUUUUGGAGUCAUCACACUUUGUAUGUCCUAUUGUCAAAUUUACAGUUGUAUGUAUGUGUUAGUUCUAUUUUUAAAGGGGCUAUGAAACUCCAGAUCUUCCGUUUUUAUUGUAAAAGUUAAGUUAUUUCUCUUAGAGUGUAGCUGCUCAUUUAUUUUUAUACUUUUCCAUUCCAUCUCCUGUUCUCUUGCUCGUAUGGUUCAAACGCAAAGCCAAAGUUAUGCUCAAUUCAGUGCUUGGGGAUUAGAGCACUGCACGGGCUCGUGCAUACCCGGGGGCCCGGGCCGGGUAAAGCCUUCUUUUUUUUUGCGAGCCUGGACUGGCUCGGGUUUGACGAUCAUAGGCCAGGCCCUGGGCCGUACAUUGCCGGGCCUAGGUCGGAUUCGAGCCUGUAUUACCCCUUUGUUAGUCAACCACAGUCAAAUUUUACAGCCUGCAAUUUUACAGGUAUGCAGCCGUCGGCCCGGGCGGGUAAAUCAAAGGAAAGCCGGGCCAGGGCCGGGCCCGAGCCUAAAAAUGUGGCCUGUGCAGUGCUCUACUUUGGGAUACAGUGCUUGUGUAUGCGGAUAUUGGCAAAUGUGUACAUAGAAACAUGUUAGAGACAUGCUCAGGUUACUUGUACUUUUAAUGCCAGAUUGCGCUGCAUAUUUACACUUUGGUAAAAGUGGUUUCCACACAGCACCUGUCGGGCUGUUCUGAGUUAUCUGUUUCGUAGCCCCUUUAACCCUGUUGAAUUACUUCCCAUCAUUCCAUUGCCUUGUUCAGUGUCCAACAAAUGGUGGCUAUGCUGCUUGUAAAGAGGUUAUAUUGGAACAUACAUUUGAAAAUGUGAAGUUGUGGGCGCAGCCAGGCACAGAAUUAAGGCUUCAAAUAAUGUUUAAACACGGAGACGCAUUUUGCAACAGCAUUCCCAUUCUAGCCUGUAUUGAAAUAGUUUCUGUGGAGCCUGCUUUCUUUCUUAUCAUUAGACCUCUUAACUCUCCUUGGCUGUGCUUCACAUAAAAAUAUGCAUAACAGUAGUGUAUAUCAGAUCCUUAGGACCACUGUAUUUAGGAAAAUUUAUAUGACUGUAGAAAUUAGAGAAGCAGGCCUUGAAAUGUAAUGUGUACACACGGAGAAAAGAGCAUUUACCUUCAUUGAUGAAACUAAAAUGAGCAGGGUGCUAGCCACUAUAACCAAUAGCAGCGAGUCCUUUGAGUUUUUAGGAACAUUAAUAGAACUACGUUGCCCCAUUUAGAGAAAGGCACACCUAUGUGCUGAAGGGUCGCAUACACAUGGCAAGAAAACAAAUCUUCGCUUGGGCUCUCCACAUCCUAACCAGCAAAUCAAAAGCAGGCAAAAGAAAAGAAAAAAAAAACUUGCAACUUGUUGGUGAGAGUACAGCCCUCGUACUCGAGCCAGAAGCUUCAUUUUUGCUCUGGACGCGGACCGGGAUUCAAAGCACAGACUAACAGAGGAGAAAAAAAACUAUCAGAGGCCGCGAUGAGAGCAAGUGUGACACGGUUCUUGCUAAUAUUACUACGUAGUACUUAGGAGAAUCACUUUCAUAUAACGAGACACGUGUACACCAAAACAUAUACACCGACUUUUCAUGUGUAUAUAUAUAUAUAUAAAUAUACCUACAUUUAUAAGAGAAAAAUACGGAACACAGCAUUGCGUGAUAUUGCGCUGCACCAUUGGGUCACAUUCACGACUGUCCAAACAUUCCAACAUGACGAUCUUGAAGGCCGAGCCUUUUAGGUGGGAACAGUUACUUCCAGUGAUUUCAGUAUUUCUGCCUGAAUAUAUAGUAUAUUACAUACAUAUAGUAUUACUACUGAGACUGUUGUAAGCUGCAGCAGGACCUGUAACAUGUUUGUUUCCAGAUGCUGGUUUCAAACGACAGUGUUGGCGUAAGGAGAAGAAAAAAAAAAAACCUUGAUGGGCUACAUGGUGGGAUACACUAGUUCACGAUGCAAACAUUGUAUGUAAUCGGAAAAUGUGAUAGCCACCCACAGCAAUGAGCAUUCACAGGAAACAUUUUAGCCCCUGCCAUUUAAUGGGUUGUAAGGCACACAUUGUUGGAGUUACCUUCUCAUAAUGUAGGGGGAGUGCUGGACGGCUGUGUUAUGUUUCUGCGAUUGUACAGCCCGCAUCAGAUUCAACUUGAACGUGGAGGGGGUUUGGAGGGUGGUUUGGUUUGGUUUUGGCGCUGCCAGGAUGGCAUAGUUCCCGCUUCAAGAGGCUGGAGCAGUGUUCAAGUUAACUUUGAUGAGAGCCGUACAAUAAUGGAACCUUGUGACAGAGAACUAGAGGAGCUGCUCAAUAGAGUAAAAAUUUUUUUUUUUUUUCUGUGGGGGCAAACCAGUGAAUUCUCAUGUGAAUACUACACAUUACAUAGUGAAUACAAUAAUACCCAUAGUGAAUACUUAAAUAGUUAGGCAGCUUAAAUCAGGGUUGAGUGAAUUUUUUUUUUUCUCUCUCUCUCUCUCUACUUUGGAGACACAAGGACACCAAAAAGGUCUCUGUGGAGCAGCCAAUGCAGAAGACAAAUGCAGGGAACCUCUUUGUACUGGUUACAUAAGUCCUGCAUACUGUGUCCUAGUUAGUGUCCACUGAGGAAUUUUUGCGUAGGUGGUCUCCAAGAAAGGACCUGUUCAACCAGAUGUUCCGAGGCACUUCACAGGUGCUUUAGGUGCAGUUUUUAUCUACCUGGACAAAGAAAUUGCACACGUUGUGCCAUGCAGCUCACUUUGCGUCUCUGUUGCAGACUGAGUCCCGCGAGAAAGUAGCAGUCAUGAAAACGCGUUCAGAUAAACAUUGUGGCAAUUAGAGUGAAAUGCUGUUGAUAAGAUGAAACCUGAGUACUUUCAAUAUUCAGAACUGAUGGGUGCAUACAUGGGCCCAUCGCGGCAAUUAAAGCGGGAGAUACAGGAUUGCGGAUGGCGCUACCAACGGGAAGGCAUACUGCACAUGCAUUCAGGUUGCAUUUGUUUCUGUUUUAGCUCUAGAGAUUCGUGGCUUCCUUUCCAGGCAUGUCAGUGUCAUCAGAGGAUCUGAAAGUGCAGCUCAUCAGCCCCAUACGCCAUAGAUUUAAAAUAUGAAAAGACACUUUUGUUCCGUCUUACAUCGAACAAAACAUCUGGGGUAGUAAAGCGCGCAUCACUGCGAGUAUAGUUUUUUAAUUUUUGUUAGUGUUAUAUUUUGUUGUAAGCCACAUGUUGAUUCGAUGUGGCUGCGACAUUCUCCAUAAGAGCAUAUGAGCUGGGAUUUCACUGUCAGUUCCUCUUCUAAAAUUUGUCAUUCCUAAAUUUGGGUCUCAUUUGGAAUACGAGCCGACCAAAGCGUUGAACAGAGGCAUAACGGUGUGCUAUCAUGCAUAUUCUGCCAUGUACUCGUCCUCUUAGCUGUCUGGUUUGUGGAGUACGUUGAGACGGAAGCAUAAAUCCACAGCUCAUAAAAAAUGCUGUGUACCUUGUGCUCUUGGCGUUUGGAAUAUGAAGUUCGUGUAAAGCAAAAGCAGUAUACCAUUGUGGUGUGCAAUGGUUGAUCCCUGCCGGUGCUCUGUUCCCAUCACUACUCACCUUACCUCGUACUAAUUCGAGGAUCUUUGAAAGGUACAGACCAGAAACUAUACAUAGAGGCACUAACUAGUUAAGCUUGUACAAUAUUUACCUGUAUAUGCCAAGUGUAAAAUUUUGCACAUUUUCUUUGUUAACCAUUCAGGGUUUGCCAAACGAGUAAUUCCAUGUGCAGACGUGUCAAUAUACCUGUCAUUUUGUAACGCGUGAUGCAGAUUCAUUUUUCGGUAACAUUCCGUUAACAUUAACAAACUUCACAAGUCGGCACAUGAUCAUGGGAUUGAAAGAUGGGAAAGAUCCUACGACACAUUACGAGGUAUGCAACACAACAUCAUAUUUGCUUUGUUGGCACUAACGUUAACUUUGAACAAUGAAGGAAACUGUGUUAUUUUGGAUGACCCUUUCAGCAUAGGUCAGCCCCCACAGAUAUCCCUCGCCAUCUUUGGACGUUAGAAGAAGAAAUGCGUUCCUCAUUUGCGAGGAAAGGCACCUGUUACGGGGAAGUGCAAGGGUUUUUUGAGAGAUAAAUUUAUACGCUUAACCACUGUCGUGCCGCGUCUGGGAAGCCCUCCGUAUAUUGGCCGCAUUGUAUGUGCACACUUCUUAAAAUCCCGUGCACCCUCGAGUAUGUGUGUACGUGGCACGGCAGCCUCAGCUAGCUGCAAACCAAGGGGGUCAGUUCAAGCAUGAAUAUAUUACCAUCAUUGCUCAAUGUUUUUGAUACAUCAGUCGUGUAGAUUUAGCAAUGUGGCUGAAAUUCUCUGUGUAGACUCGUGAGACUGUGUCCAUGUAGGAAGUUACGUGACGGGUGAUGCCACUUUUGUUUUAUUGUAAGCGACUGAUGAUAAUGCUUUUUGCCACGGUUGAUGAUAUAACACUUUUUUUUUUCUUUUUUUUUUGUUGUCCACAUGCUGUGUUACCACUGUUAUGUCUGAGCAUAGUUGCUGUUACCCUGUGAUGUAAUGAUUGGUCAUAGUCCUUAUGAGUUUGUGUGAACGACUGCAUACUUUUGCUGGUACCUUUGAUUUUGCAAACAAGAGACGGGUAGUUUUCCAGACGAAGAUCCAAUGGACUUGCCACCAACAGGAGUGGUGGUGGUGGUAUGCCCCAGAGCGCACGUAUCCCGGGUCAUACUGCCUUCUCUGCUAGAGAUGGAGUGUUUCCUUCCGGUCUAAAUAUACGCACUUCUGUUGGUCUUUUCGUUUGGAGAACUAUGGUGUCUGCAAUGUUGUUUACUCAAGUGCAACAGUACAAAAUAUUUCCUUCGGGGUGGUGCACAAUUUUCUUUUCUAUUUAUUUAAUAAUGACUAGAUAAUCUGGAGAUGUUGCUAUGUCAGCAUGCCAAAUAAUCAAAUGAGAAGGUCAGAUUCAAGUGCAUUUUGAUACCUGUUUCUAUUUGAGAUACCAGCUGGCAUUGCAUCAAAUGCAGAUUGUACUGCGGGCAUUGGGAGUGCAAUCCUGAGCAAUCAGUUUACAGUACAGUAAUUGUCAGGCUUUUUUUGUAUAAAUUUAGAUUAAAUGCACGUCCUCUUGCUGG